AUGUGGCUCCCCCCGCUGCUGUCUCUCGUUCUCUAUUUCCCUAUUUCCUUUGUUUCAGCAAAAUCCACUCCCUCCUUUUCACCAUCCGAAUUUGAGCGUCGCGUCGCUGGAUGGCAGAGUCAGUUUCAAGAUUCCCCGCCUGGUAUCCCGAAAAAAUGCCCCGUAUUUUGCGAAGAGGUCGGCCUUGAUCCCGUGGGAUGGUCCGGUUACUCCAGCCCAGAUGCCCUCAAAGGGUGCAACGAAACGAUGCUUCUAGACUUCCCAGUGCAUCGCUCUCUGGAUGACCCGAACCUUGGAAUUGGCGUCCGGGCUUGUGUGGCAGAGUACUCUUCGACGUCCCUAAAAACUUCCCCGUCCAACGAUAACUCCUGUAUUUCUGCCUUCGCUAGCAGCAAAGUCGAGCGUAAAGACGAGGUCCACAUCACACAGUCAGGGAAGCCCUCUAAGAAUGCCGCCUCUGACACUGUGGCUGCGGCCAGUCAAUUGAGAAACUACUUGGCUUCCGAUGCGUCGUCGUGCACAAGCAAUAGCACUAUCACUUUCGCCUUCUCGGGGGAUGCGGUCGUGGGCUUGUACGCCGGCGCGAUGCUGAAACAGCAAGGAGUGAUGGCGUCCCUCUUAAAUCAGUUCAUCGAUGAAGCCGAGCAUGGAAAACUUAUCACUGCCGAUACGGUAGUGGUAGAGCUAUGUGGUUCAAAGGACAGAGGUUCCGACUUUGCUUUUGGUAUUGCGGUCAGCACAUCGGCCAACAUUGGUCUCGUUCAAGAUGCCGUUAAGGAGUGGAGUUCGGGCCGUUGCGCUAAGACACCUGGAGACAACACUUCUCGACGAUGGAAAAAUGUCACCUUCAAAACCCCUCCAGCUGCGGAUGCUCCUGAUUCCUUGUCGAAGUUUCAAGCCGGUAUCGCUGGGCGUAGUCAUAUUCUCGUUCCCCGCGGCGAUUGCAGAACCAUUUCGGUAGACUCAGGCGACUCAUGCGCAUCCCUGGCAUCGAAGUGUGGCGUCUCCGGUUCGGAUUUUACCAAAUACAACCCUGGGUCAAAAUUUUGCUCGACUCUAGCGGUUGGACAGCGAGUCUGCUGCUCGGCGGGGGAUCUCCCUGAUAUCAGGCCGAAGCCCAAACCCGACGGGCACUGUGCCGACUACACAACACAGGCAGGCGACUUCUGUGCCAAAAUCGCAGCCUCGAACGGUCUCACGGUAGAUGAUCUUGAAGAGUUUAACAAAGACACUUGGGCCUGGAACGGCUGCAAGAAGCUGCAAUCUCAAUUCAGGAUGUGCCUUAGCAAGGGUAAACCACCCAUGCCGGCACCGAUGGCGAAUGCAAUCUGUGGUCCCCAGGUUCCCGGCACAGAACCGCCCAUCGAUGGCGUCGAACUCAAGGACUUGAAUCCGUGUCCCAUCAAAGCAUGCUGCAACGUCUGGGGCCAGUGUGGUGUUACGGAAGAUUUCUGCAACGAAGAAAAAGAGGAUAACCCCAACUACUGCGUUGCAAGCUGCGGGAUGGAUAUCGUCAAGAGCGACCCGCCAGCUGAAUAUAUCAAAAUCGGUUAUUUUGAAGCAUUCAAUUGGAACCGGCCGUGCUUGAAUGCACACAUUGACUGGAUCGACUGGAAAGGCGACGGCUAUACCCACAUUCACUAUGGUUUUGCAUCCAUCACCAGAAAUUUCGAAAUUGAUGUGAGCGAGUACCAGCUCGAAUUCGAUCGGUUCAAGGCGCUUAAGGGUGUCAAGCGCAUCGUGUCAUUUGGCGGUUGGGGGUUCAGCACAGAACCAGCCACGUACGACAUCUUACGCAGCGCACUCGCGGAGGACAAUCGCCUGAAGUUCAAGGAAAACGUGGUCAAGUUUAUCAACGAACAUGACUUGGAUGGUGUUGACUUUGAUUGGGAGUAUCCGGGCGCGCCAGAUAUUCCAGGCAUCCCUCCGGGGAAGCCAGAAGAUGCAGUGAAUUACUUGCUCUUCCUUUUUGUCCUCUGGGGAGAUCUCCCAAGCGAGAAAUCCCUGUCUAUUGCUGCUCCUGCUAGUUACUGGUAUCUGAAACAAUUCCCGAUAGACCUCAUGUCCCAAGUUGUUGAUUAUAUCGUGUACAUGACGUAUGACCUUCAUGGUCAAUGGGAUUAUAAGAUACCUUUCGUCAAUCCGGGCUGCCCGAAUUCCAUGGGGAACUGCUUACGAUCCCACGUCAACCUCACGGAGACAACGAACGCCCUCGCCAUGGUUACAAAGGCUGGCGCUCCGUCGAACAAAAUUAUCGUUGGCGUGUCAAGCUAUGGACGAUCGUUCAAAAUGACCCAGGCUGGAUGUCAUGGCGAAACGUGCACAUUUGUCGGACCCGAAUCCGGUGCCAAAAAGGGCGAAUGCACAGACACGGCGGGCUAUGUCUCCAACGCCGAGAUAGAGAAGAUUAUCAAGGAGAACGACAACAUAUUAAGGCUGGACGACCACGAAAAGGACCUUCAUAACAUUCUAGUCUACAACGACACGGAGUGGGUUGCAUAUAUGGAUAGCAAAAACAAGGCCGCGCGCCGAAAGAUGUACCAGGGCUUGAACAUGGGCGGCACCGUCGAUUGGGCGGUCGACCUUGAGAAAAGCUUAGAUGACGAGGACCAUCUCGGCGAGGACCUAGACGUUAUUUACCCGCCGUGCAACGAUGACCUGGACACUGUUGACGAAAUCGUGAAAGCUGCAGAUAAGCUUCCGGGGCGGUGUGUUGAGCAGUACCUGGCACGCGCACUAUCGAUUGAGCUCAAAUCAGCGCUCGAAAAGUACGACCAAAUCCUCAAGGACGGCUACGACAGAAAGUUUGGAUACUACUCCAAGGCGGUCAAAAAAUCUUGGGAAGCGGCCAUGGAUACCAUCUACCAGCAUCACAUACCGGAAUAUUUUAACUGUCUUCAGCAAGUUCCCACCGGGGAUGACAAGUAUAAAAACGAAACAGGCGUGUGCCCGCCUGAAUUCGAAGGCCACGCCUACAGUGUCUUCCUGAUCCCCAAGGACGAAGACAAGUUCUUCAAAUGGGUGGCGGAAAAAUUUCAGGUGUUGGAAGACUGGAUAUUCUUUGAUAAGUUCUUUUUCGCUAUAUGCCUGGGGGAUCCAGAGGUGGAGUGUAAAGACUACGGCUGGAUACACGGCAUCCCCAAAAUCCGCUCUAAUGCUGAGGUGCCCAAUCCGAAGAAAUCGAUUGCCGACGCUCUAAAAGAGUUGCGUGACACGCAAUCCUACCUGGCAGAUGUGAUGGAGGAACUCAGAUUCGAAGUAUUUGACGGUUUUGCAGCAGACGUGGUCGACGGCGCCGCGGUUCCGGUUUACAUGGUCAAAGAGGCCAUUGCCAACAUGGAAGAGGUCGCCGAGAUUGGCGAGGAGAUUGAAGAAGAGGAACGCAAGCGCUUUAUCCUCCUGUUCCUGACGGCGUUCUUGUUUGUGCUUCCAGGUCUGGGACAGGGCCUCGCAGCCGUCACGGGGCUGGCCGUCAUUGCGCGUAUCACUGCGCUCGUGGCCGAAAUUGGGGGUGCAGCACUCAGUCUUCACGAAAUUGCCGAGAACCCCACAGACCCGGCAAAUGUGUUCCUGAACAUUUUCGGUGCAGUUCUGGGUGCCGCUGCGUUACGGAACGCUGGCAAGCUUUCCGAUGCCGCCAAGAUCAAGAGAGGUUUGAGCGGCGCCAAGCUGGGUGAAUUGGGCGACAACGUGAAGAAGGCUGUUGAGAAGAUUUCGCCGUUGGUAAAGGCGUGUCGCAGGUAA
Messenger RNA from Uncinocarpus reesii 1704, 3744 nucleotides. RefSeq lists its product as uncharacterized. Gene Ontology annotation, biological process: carbohydrate metabolic process. The record is from RefSeq and is a predicted model, not a curated record. The transcript is spliced from 3 exons. The coding region runs from base 1 to 3744 and encodes 1247 amino acids. NCBI's taxonomy places the organism in Eukaryota, Fungi, Ascomycota, Eurotiomycetes, Onygenales, Onygenaceae. Gene Ontology annotation, molecular function: chitin binding; hydrolase activity, hydrolyzing O-glycosyl compounds.